AGAAGAUGUCUUCAGAUGGGCGGAAACUAGAGUAUUGCCUUUAAGGACAAACAACAAAGUCAGAAGGACCUGCAUUCAUUUCUUCUCGCAAGGGACUUGAAGGCUAGUUUGUCGGGUUGAUGGAUAGGGAAGAGAAAAAAAACUGUUUUCCUCCAUGAGCUCGAGUAAAGUAGGGCAUUUCAUCCCUGCCGAUGAAAAACAAAACUACACCGUGGCCUUGAUCUUGCAGGCAAUAAAAGCAAUAACAGAAGCAGGUGGGAUUCUCUGUUAGGAUUGUUGGCAAGAGGACCCCCCAACCAGUCCCAUUUUCUCUCAACUCUCCCGAAAUUACGGAUAGAUUAGGACCCAGCUGCGUAUACUGAUGAUCUGAACCUGGAAGUACUACGAUGUUUAUAGUAUUCAAUGAUAUUGCACUGACUGAUGGCUGAAACUGUCUUACGAGGAUGUAAGAGAAAGAACGGAUUAAGAUGAGGACUUGGAAUGUGACAACAUGCAAAACAAUAAAUAAGCACUUAUGUAACCAAAUUCUUUCGCUAUACAGCCAACCUUUCAAAAAAAAAAAAAACAAACAAACAAACAAAUAGUCGUCAUUGGGCUAAAAAAAAAACAACAGGCUGGCAAAUAAUAUAUAUGUAAAAAUGGGGGAUGGGUGAGUAGGAGAGGAAUGAAGGUAAAGACAAAGAGAAAGGGAGUGUCCCUACUGGAGGUAGCUUCCAAAGAGGUGGAUCUGGAUCUUAGAUGGUUAUUGUUUGAAGAUAUACAAAAUGUUGAAUUUUGGGAUGACAUAGUUGAUCUGGAAUCUUAAAGGAAUGAUAUAUAUAUAUGCACUCAUGUAGGUGACGUCACAAUGGAAGUCGUCGACCCCGGCUGGAUCGUCACGGUCCUUUUCAACUUCACCUCUGACGACGAUGACAUGCCCAAAGGCGACCAGUACCUUGACCCCGAAGCCCUGCUGGUCAACCGCCACAAGCAGCCCUUCACCAUCGCCCUCAUCAUCAUCUACGCCCUCAACUUUACUGUGGGGCUGGUCGGCAACGUCUUCGUCAUCCUUGUCAUACUGCGGCACCGCCACAUGCGGACCCUCACCAAUGUCUUCUUCCUCAACCUCACCGUCGGCGACCUGAUGGUGGUCUGCGUGUGCCUGCCCAUCACCCUCGGCAACUACAUCUACCGCGACUGGGUCUACGGGCAGGCCAUGUGCAAGCUGACGCCCUUCCUGCAGGGCAUGGCCGUCGGGGUCAGCGUCCUCUCUAUGAUGUCCAUCUCCCUCAACCGCUACUUUGCCAUCCUGCGGCCGCUGCGUGCCAAGAUGGUUUUCUCGCGGGGCAAGGUUGGGGUCAUGUUGGUCCUCAUCUGGCUGCUCUCUGCCGCCGCCGUGUGCCCCUUGCUCGUCAUCAACCACGUGACGGCCUACGGGCUGGAGGGGGUCUUCAAGGCGCGCGUGUGCGUGGAGCGGUGGGGGUCGCAGGAGGCGCGGCAGUUCUUCAACCUCCUCAUCUUCUCGCUCCUCUUCGUCCUGCCGCUGUGCCUGAUGGCGGCCCUCUACACGCGAAUCUCUAUGGAGCUCUUCGCCAGCGACGUCCACCUCUUCGAGGCCGCCAACAACGGAAAGCACAGCAGCGGCGGCGGUGGAGGUGGGAUGGGAGGAGGAGGAAACGCUCAGGCAUCACGACUCUUACGUCAGCGGCGCAAAACAGUCCGCAGCCUCAUCCUCCUGGUCGUGCUCUUCGGGGUCAGCUGGCUGCCCUUCUACGUCGUCAACAUCUGGCUGGACUUCAACUCAGGGGACUACACGGCUCCACAAAUACUUACCUUCAUCUACCCGAUCGUUCAGGUGCUGGGCUUGUCCAAUUCGUCCAUGAACCCCGUUGUUUACUGCUGCCUCAGCAAGGGUUCUCGGACUUUCCAACUCUUCUGCCAAUCCUCUGCUGUACUGUUUUCUAAGCAACGGCUUCAGGCGAGCGUUCGCCAACCUGUGCUGCCGGCGGAAGUUGCGCACUCACCACGGUAUCCUCGUCACUCUCAGGUACCGCUGUCCUCUCUCUGACGACUCCGGCGUCGAAAGCAUCGAGACAGUCCUGUCCUGAACAGCACCUCUGGAGGAGCUUCCCUCAGCGGAAGUGACGCAGCCGCAAGAACCAGCCUAGUGUACGGGGAGUGACAACCGGGCUUCCGGUUGGUUGUAAGGGAUCGAGGGAAGAGGAGCCAAUGGUUUCUGCUUCUCGUCCUUUUUUCUUUUUUUUUCUAGACCUCUGCCCAUGUCUAGGAGGAUGCUGGCCGGCGUAGAAUUCCCAAUUUUGGGGGUGUGUAGAUAUUUCCUUGCACUACCUGCAUGGCGUAGCCUCUUCAGUCCAGUAUAUUCUGGAAUAUAUUUGGAAUCUGUACAAAGAAUAAGAAUUCCCUGGGCCUAGUGAAAGUAAAAGAAAGCUCAGCCACACAAUGCUCCAUUUUUUUAUAUCUCUCCUCUAAAUUGUCUAAUAACAACUGCAAGUCGCGACCAACGCAAGAGACCGAUUAAAUGCUAAGUUUUUUUGUUCUGAAAUAAUUAAUUCAAAAUAAUUUACCAAUUCUCAUACUCUGACUCAAAAGCUUUUUUUCGUUAACAUGAUAUAAAUUUUCGACUAUAUGAGCUUUACAUUUUGGAAAGCGGCAAAGACAUAAAUAAAUAAAAUAGGCUCGCUCAUUGAUAAAAAUCUUAUUAGCUUAUGGUCAAGAUAUCCUCGCAUUGGCUGCAUCCUCCAGUGACGUCAGUAAUGUACAUUCAUCUCAUUCCUAAAAAAACAAUCAAUUUUCUGUAACAAACUGAAAACAGCGUUGUGUACUUCUAAAUUUUCAUUUUAUCAAUGUUGAUCUUAAUUUUAUGCUUAUUAACCUGUGUAAUCCUCUAAGUUAGGUGUAACUUCCAUUUCUUCGUGUAUUUCAGCCUUCUUAGCAUACAAAACACUUUUUUUCAGACCUAAAAUGAGCUUUAAGCAAUUUAAUCCACAAAUGGGAAAAAAGUUUUUUUGUGAUAUGUGGGCAUAGGUCUUGUUUUGUAGUGUAACCUCUAAUGUAUGUAUGUGUCAAUAUUUAUAAGCUUGCAUAAGAAACUCUCAUUGAAUGGACACUGAUGAACUAUUCACCAACAUCAUGUUACUUUGAUGUUAUCUUUCAGUGGCAACAAUUUACUUGCAUAAACACUCAUUUUUGCUGAAAACAAUGAUUUUUGACAAUAUUUUACCUAUGUUUAGUGAAGUGUUGUCAAAGAUUGACGCUUCUGAAAUUAUUACUUAUGUUGAGUGUGUGUCAUUAUACUUGGCGUCUGUGAUCUCUAAAUUGGUCCAAGAUGGUUAGAAAGUGAUUGAAAUGUUCAUUUUCUAUGUUUAUAUAUCCAAUUUUCCGACCCAGUGAUGUGCUGUGCAUGUAAAUAAGGGUGUCGGGGUGAGACAGGGGUGGAGCUUCACGUCAAAAGAAAAAUCAGUGAAAGGAAUCCUGAAGUAAUGACUAUCAAGUGAUCUCUCCGGUGACUCGUCCCAUUGUGGUAUUGCGGUGGUGGUCCAGGGGUGAGGUGGGGUGGGUUGAGACAAGAUGGGUUUCUGUGUUCAUCUGUAGCUGUAGAUGGUGAACUCGCAUUAUCACUGCUCAAUAAACGUUCAGUAAUGAAAGGUGAAUGUUCAAAGUUCAUUAACUGUACCUGAAGAAAUGACACAAGAACGGGAAUAACACCAAGCUACCUUCCUGUAGCACCUCCACUAAAAUUCGUCUAUCUACUUUAGCCAUGUUUUACACUUCGUUUCCUUGAAAUCCUUCAGUGAUCUCUUCCUCUACUCUAAGAUUUUCCAUGUAGGUGAACAUACCUAAGGAUUGCAAUAGCAAUCGCUCCUUUGACCAGGUUACAAUUUUUCCAGGUGGAACCAACAUAAAUGCAACAGCAAAGAACCAGUCAAUAAUUAUGUAAUCUGUGUAUUUAUUACGUUAAUAUCAUAAAGAAAAAUAAUUUUAAAGAAAUCCAGUAAAUGUUUUCUGACACCUGACCUCGAAAGAUACAUAAACUUGUAUAAUGGAUGUAUUAUUAACUGCCGAAAGACAGAUAGAGAAAACAUGGGAAAAUAAGAUAAACAGCAAAAUGUGAUUUGUUCUCGUUUGAUAAUUGAAAUUUGUAAAUAAUUGUUACUUUCAUUCCAUAAGCAAAAUGAUUCAUGUUACUCGUCUUGUCUGAUGUUAUUAUUCCUACUCCUGAAACCAACCAAGCGAAAAUAGCAAAAAUAAAAGUGAAACCCACUUUAGAAAAGGUAUUCACGAAUACACUGUAUUGUAUAAUGACUAUUGCCAUUGUAAAAUUAUUGCAUAAUGACUGUUGCUAUUAAAACACAAAACUGAACUCGUAUUGAUGAUAUCUGCUUGGCGAAAAGAAUAGAAGAAAUAUUUACCAAAUGUUUAUAUGACUGUUUAUGCGAAGUUGAAAACUCAGGUUUUUCAGAGCUUUAUUAACAAAUCCGUUAAGAAAUCGCAUACUCUAAAUCAUCUAUCUAACCCUCUGUUGACUUUUACACCUGGACACCUUACCAUUUUAAUGUGGCAUUGAUAGUUUUCCAUGUCAACAAGCAUUUAAUUUUUCCCAAAUACGCUGACGCACAGGCAUGCACAUAUAAACACAUAAACACACAAACACACACACACAAAAAUAGGAAAUCCUUUGAAAAAGAAAAACCCAUCCUUCUCACAGUACUUUCCAUGCCAUAGGGCAUACAAAAUUGAGAUUUCUGAACAGAUCAUAUAGUUUUUUUUAACAGCACGUCUGUUAUUGAUGACAAGCUCAUCAGCAUAGAAUCAUUUAUCCUCAAAACAUUUGUAAUCGGUCCAAAGACGAAUUGGUAAAGGAACAGUUUUGAGCAAAUGAUUAUUUCUCUGGAAAAAAAGUAUAUUUCUUGAAGAACAUUUUCUAUGAAGAUGUUUAGUAACAACGCAUAUGUCUAGGGAUAUUAGUGUACAAAUGUCAUCUCUGUACUAUGAAUCCUUUAAGGUUCUGCUUCAAUUCACUUGAGGACCAUUCUGUUUCUGGUCUGAGGGUUUUUUGUAACCAAUUGGCUUCUGCCGUCCCUUAUGAAGAAACGUUUUAAGACCACAAAUCGCAUUUUUGUAAUGGUCCAAAACUACUCGCUUCAUUCGACCUUAGUCUUCGAAUGGCCAACUGUUGAAGCUGAUUUGCUUUUUUUUUUGUCUAAAAUGUUUUUAUGUUGAUUUUGACUUAACAUGGAUGUGUUUGUGUAAGACCAUAUUGCUCUGUUAAAAGGUUUUCCUUGCAAGAAGGGAAAAUAUCAUUGUGAAAAAUACCAACAGCAUUAUUAUAUUUGUAUUUGUUGAGCGCAGUCCCAGAGAAAGGCCAAAGAUGUUUUCAAUUUAUCAGCUUUCUGUUGAGAGUUUCUGGUGAGUGUUGUCACAUCCAUUGUGAAGCUGAGUAAUGGUAACAAAAGUCAAUAAAUAGAUCAACUCAGUAUUCUUUCGCUUUUACAAUUUACUGAUAAAAUAAUUUAAAACGAUGUUUGUGGGCUAGAACCUGGAUUAAUUUAUUGUUGCAAUUUUGUGUACUUUAUCCAAGGUCCUCUGCUUCAGAGAUAAUGGGACCAAAGAAACAGCAAUGCACUUUGUAAUUCUACAUUGCGAGUUGCUUUUUUAAACCUUUCAUUAAUCUUUCCAUCCCUAAAACAAGCUAGACUGUGAAAACCAAGAAGACAAUUUUUUUGAUGUUUUAUUGUCAUCUUAAAUUUUUAUCUGUGCCGUUGAGUAUCAAAUAAAUCACGUGACUGGAUGUUUCCACAGCGGGAGUUGUUUGCGUAUUUUGCAUGGACCUUGUUAUCAACAAAAGUUAAAGCUUGAUAUUUGUUGACACUUUUAUUGUCUGGUUAGAUUGAUAUAACUGUUUUCCUGUUUGACAAAACAAGAUUUUUCUGUCUUGGGGCAUCGACCGUAAGUCGAACUUCAUUCUUUUUUCGGAUUGUUCGAUAGACCACGUGACCAAAGGACAUCUGACACUACUGUCCUAAAAAACAGCCAAGUACACAUGCUGCAAAUCAGUCAACAGAACCUGGUAAGCCAGUCCAUGAAACUCUGGGUGGAGGUUUUAGUAGAUACAUCACUCAGGUUGAAGAACAAGAAAAUCCUUUUUCAUCGGAUAGUAACUUUACAUGUAACCUAAUUUUUUUAUUUUCAGGUUUUCUGCGGACCAUUUUUUACAAAAAAGUUUUGUUUUAAAUAUAUAUAUAUAUCUAACUGCUUCAGUAUUUAUCUCUAAUGUCUAUUAUAUCGAUAAAUGCUUUUGUGAGAUUUGUUUAUUGUUGAUCUUGUGCUCUGCGGUGAACUGUGCAUGUCUGUACUGGUUGAAGAUUAAAUACCUUGAGCCUAAUUGUAUUUGUGGUCUUUUGUAAGGGGUGAGGGUGGAUAAUGAAUGUUGGAUGUGUGCGAGCACGUGCAUGAGUUUGUAGGA
Pomacea canaliculata is the source of this 6463-nucleotide messenger RNA. Its product is annotated as QRFP-like peptide receptor. The transcript is spliced from 3 exons. Gene Ontology annotation, molecular function: neuropeptide Y receptor activity. The record is from RefSeq and is a predicted model, not a curated record. NCBI's taxonomy places the organism in Eukaryota, Metazoa, Mollusca, Gastropoda, Architaenioglossa, Ampullariidae. Gene Ontology annotation, biological process: G protein-coupled receptor signaling pathway. Bases 848 to 2047 code for a protein of 399 amino acids. Gene Ontology annotation, cellular component: membrane.